GGGGGCCGCGAGCUGGGAGCGCGGAGCCGUGAGCCGCGAGCUCAGCGCGCGGGGCUGGGGCCGGGGACCGAAGGGAGCGGAGCGGAGCAGCGGCGCGGCCGCCCCAGCCCCGAGUCCCGCCGCCUUCCCGCCGCUGCAGCGCGGGCCAGCGGCCGCCGCCCAGCUAUGGAGCCGGACAGCAGCCCCCGGAAGAUCCAGUUCACGGUCCCGCUGCUAGAGCCGCACCUUGACCCGGAGGCGGCGGAGCAGAUUCGGAGGCGUCGCCCCACCCCUGCCACCCUCGUGCUGACCAGUGACCAGUCAUCCCCAGAGAUAGAUGAAGACCGGAUCCCCAACCCCCUACUCAAGUCCACUUUGGCCAUGUCUCCACGGCAACGGAAGAAGGUGACAAGGACCACUCCUACAAUGAAAGAGCUCCAGAUGAUGGUUGAACAUCACCUGGGGCAACAGCAGCAGGAAGAGGAGCCUGAGGGAGCCGCUGAGAGCACAGGGACCCAGGAGACCUGCCCAUCUGGGAUCACAGACACAGAAGCGGAGUCCAGGCUGGGCACCUCUGAGAAAGCACGAAAGCCUGCAGAAUCCACCCCAAAAAUUCAGAAGAGGGACAGUGAGAAUCCCAGCACAGAGGAGCCCUCGACCCACAUACCACCACCAUUGGACUCCCAGGGAGCCAGCUCGGUCUGAGAGUGAAGGGGAUAUCCCAGAUUCAAGACUGCAGUUGGGAGUGUGUGGACACUGGAUUUGUUUCUUAUUUCUCCACUUUUGGGGGGGAAUCUCUUGUUUUUAAAAAGUGAUAAAUUUGGUGUUAGGUCCUUGG
Molecule: messenger RNA, 817 nt
Organism: Artibeus jamaicensis (Jamaican fruit-eating bat)
Lineage: Eukaryota; Metazoa; Chordata; Mammalia; Chiroptera; Phyllostomidae
Gene: PPP1R1A
Product: protein phosphatase 1 regulatory inhibitor subunit 1A
Exons: 7
Coding region: 166-684 (172 amino acids)
Biological process (GO): intracellular signal transduction
Cellular component (GO): cytoplasm
Molecular function (GO): protein phosphatase inhibitor activity
Source: RefSeq, a predicted model, not a curated record